GUCAGAUCCCGUCUCGUGCUUUCUCGCGGUGUUUGUCAGUGUGUUCCGCUCUGUGCAACGCUACAGUGAGCUGUGUUCAUUCCCGUGUUGUCGGCUGAAGCAGAACGGACGUCUCGUCUCUCUCAGCCUCAGUGAAACCUGCUGCUGGUUUCUGACCCGCAUUCAUCUGUGUGUAGACGUGUCGCGGUUUGAGAAGCCACACUGAUAAACCGGGAAGGUUGGAAGGAGGACACACACUCGAGCAUUCGUCCAGAUGGACUAACAGAGAAGCCUGAAGCACGGGGCACAAGAGAUGAGGGCUCACACACACGUUCUCUUGUGAAUGGAGCAGGGUGAGGAGUGAGAAUGCGAUUUCUGGCCUCCCGGGUCCACUACAAGACCCUGAUAGUGAUCUGUGCCCUUCUCACUCUCACCACCGUGGUGCUGUGGAACAGGUGCACCAAUGAGAAGGUGCUACAUUCCCUGCCCCGGGCCCCUUUAGCCCCGCCCAGUCCCGGAGCGGCCGGACUUCAGCAGCAGGCCCAGCCCCCCGAGGCCCCUCCAGUGGUCGGUGGUGGAGUCCGAUAUGAGGAGAUCGACUGCCUCAUCAACGAUGACGUCACUAUUAAAGGGAGACGUGAGGGCACGGAGGUCUACAUGCCCUUCAGCUGGAUGGAGAAAUACUUUGAGGUGUACGGCAAAGUGGUCCAGUAUGAUGGCUAUGACCGCUUCGAGUUCUCACACAGUUAUUCCAAAGUGUACACUCAGAGGGAGCCUUACCGCCCCAACGGGGUCUUCAUGUCCUUCGAAGGGUACAACGUGGAGGUCCGUGACCGAGUGAAGUGCAUCAGUGGUAUAGAAGGAGUCCCUCUGUCAACACAAUGGGGUCCUCAGGGUUAUUUCUAUGCCAUCCAGAUAGCGCAGUAUGGUCUGAGUCACUUCAGUAAGAACCUGACGGAGCGAGCACCCCAUGUGGAGGUGUAUGACACGGCUGAGGAGCACAACAGCAAGCCAAACACAUGGAGCAUUCCCAAGGGCUGCACUCUGACCACAAGCUACGACAAGACCCGAGCCUCCACCGUCCGUCUGUUUAAUGCUCCAGAGAACUCUGAGGGCAUCUCUCUUUCUCUUGGCAACACAAAGGAUUUCAUCAUCUCCUUUGACCUGAAAUUUGCCUCCAAUGGCAGCGUGUCUGUCGUACUGGAAACGACGGAGAAGGGGCCUCCAUUUGUUAUCCACUACGUCACUACCAGUCAGCUCAUUACUUUUAAAGACCGCUCCAUCACCUAUGGCAUCGGGCCACGUUCAGCCUGGACCACAGUGACCCGAGACCUCCUCACUGAUCUGCGCAAGGGCAUUGGCCUGUCCAACACCAAGGCCGUCAAAACCACAAAAACCAUGCCACGGCGCGUGGUCAAAAUGGUUUUGCAUGGUCGAGGUGCCAUUGACAACGUGGCCAUCUCCACUACAGCGCACAUGGCUGCCUUCUUUGCUGCCAGUGAUUGGUUACUGAAGAACCAGGAUGAACGUGGUGGCUGGCCAAUAAUGGUCACCCGCAAACUGGGUGAGGGUUUCCGACCCUUGGAGCCUGGCUGGUACUCAGCAAUGGCACAAGGCCAGGCUAUGUCUACCCUGGUAAGGGCCUAUCUACUCACCAAGGACGAGACAUACCUGAAAGCAGCACUACGUGCCACGGGUCCUUAUAAGGUACCAUCUGAGAAGCAUGGUGUGAAAGCCGUCUUUAUGAACAAGUACGAAUGGUACGAAGAGUAUCCAACCACACCAAGUUCGUUCGUCCUCAAUGGCUUUAUCUACUCUCUAAUUGGGCUCUAUGACCUGGCGCAGACAGCAAGUGAAGGGGACGGACGCGAGGCAGCACGACUAUACGCCAAGGGCAUGGAAUCGCUCAAGGCCAUGGUGCCACUUUACGACACUGGUUCGGGCACCAUUUAUGAUCUACGUCAUUUCAUGCUAGGCACGGCACCCAACCUGGCACGAUGGGACUACCACACUACGCACAUCAAUCAGUUGCAGCUCUUGGCUUCCAUAGAUGACUCGCCGAUCUUCAGGGACUUCUCCAAGCGCUGGAAAAGCUACAUGAAAGGAGGACGAGCCAAGCACAACUAGAGCUGCAGGCAAUGGUGGACAAAUACCCGCCAGCACUCAGCAUAAAACGCCUCAAUCCCUGAGGGGAAGCUGAGUUAGCCCAUGGAGUAAGAACUGAGGGUGAAGCCCAGAGUGGUCUAGCUAAAUCCUGCUGCAGUUUCCAGCCAUUAGACAUGGCUAACCUCUGGGGUUUUUUGGGCUUGAAACUAAUCUGUGCUGGAGGCUCUAAUUAAGUACAAAUGCAAUGUUUAUGGCAAAAGUGUUUAUGGUUUAAUUAGGGGUGGGGAUUUGCUUGACCUAAAUCUGCCAGUGAGGUAUCCAGCACGAUUAGAUAGGUUUGCACACACUUAGGCGUGGGUAUAUCACAGUGAUUAUCACAACCUUCUUCCAAAAUUCUCUCUUGGUAUUUGUGUAGAUGUCAAUCAAAAUCAUAAUAAUAACUAUUAUUAUUAUUAUUAUUAUUAUUAUUAUUAUUGGGAAAAUACAACCUCCAUGCCUCAGUAUAAGUGAUUAAGUAAAGUCUUUUGGUCAAAAGGAAAGGUAACCUGGGAAAUGCUUCCAAUUUUUGUUGUCUCUGCAGUUUGAGGUAAACUCUGAUGGAAACACAUUUCUUAGCUCAGUACAAACCUCAGGCCCCACAAUUAAAUUAGUGUCUUUCCUACCCUGCCUGAGUGCUCCACUACACUUUGUAUGUUUGGUAAAGUUGGGGGUAAAACUUGCCACUACUUGCUGCCAGCACUGGUGUUUUAUGUUCUCAAAGAAGGUCAUGGGUUGGGCCAAAUUAUAUAUAUUCACAAUGAAAUGCGCUUUUGAAACCUUGGUGUAUUUAAAAUGGUUGCGCUUUUUCAAAUAAUAUAAAGAUACUACAACUCCUAGGUUGAUCCUAGAGCCUGGCCAAGCGAGUCUCAGUGAGUCUUAGUCAGCCUACUCGUUGUGAAUUAUUAUUAUAGAUAGGCUGACCAGUCACCAGUCAUAUGAUAAAGUAUUGAUUAAAUAAAGCCUGACUAAAUAAAUAACAUUUCUCAGAAAAACAAACAACUGUUGAGUUACAGGAAUCAAGGAAAGUCUGUGGCACACUAUAUGGCCAAAAAUAUGUGGACACCUGACCAUGCACAUGCAUAUGAACAUCCUAUUAUAGAUUUGGUCCCCCUUUUCCUCUUAUAAUAAACUCCACUUUUCUGGGAAGGAUUUCC
Molecule: messenger RNA, 3278 nt
Organism: Ictalurus furcatus (blue catfish)
Lineage: Eukaryota; Metazoa; Chordata; Actinopteri; Siluriformes; Ictaluridae
Gene: glceb
Product: glucuronic acid epimerase b
Exons: 5
Coding region: 346-2106 (586 amino acids)
Biological process (GO): heparan sulfate proteoglycan biosynthetic process
Cellular component (GO): Golgi apparatus
Molecular function (GO): heparosan-N-sulfate-glucuronate 5-epimerase activity
Source: RefSeq, a predicted model, not a curated record